CUUCUCGGGAGGGGGGCGGGCAGCGAGGGGACUCGCGCGCCGGGCGGCCGUCCGCGGCCCGAGCCGGCAGCAGCCCCGGGCGUCCCCGGAGCGGCGCGGCGCCCGGCGCCCGGCGCAGGCGCCUCCCCUUCCCGUGCGAAGCGUUCACUUCCUUGCAAGGUGAUUUCGUGUUUUUCCAUGAAUGUUUUAAGUAGCUGUACGAGGCUGUUACCGGUAUCCCACUGGGAGAGAACACACAUAUCGAACACUAGAAAGCGAAAUUCCCAGAAAAGCUGCGACCCGCGCACUAAAAACGCCCGCCGCGACCCCCAGACAGCGAGGAGCGAGGGGGAGAGAAAGUUGCGCUCGGAGACUCUCGGCUCGCGGAGGAAGGCGCAGGGGAGCGCCCGCAGCGGCGCGCCCGGACGAGCGCCCGCCCAGCACAGCGCGGCGGCGGGGAGGCGGCAGCAUGGAGCCCCGCGGCGGGACGCGGCCGCGCGGCCGCCGCGCCGCCCUCCUGAGCGGCCCGGGCGCGGCGGUCCAUGCGAGCGGCUCCCGCGGUCCGCGGCGCGCCCGAGCCCGGAGCCGCGGGGAGGGCAAAGUUGGCGCGCCGCGGAUGCCCGCGCCCGGGGCCCCGCGUCCCCGCGCCCCGCGAACUCCGGCGGCGGCUGA
Messenger RNA from Microcebus murinus (gray mouse lemur), 651 nucleotides. Lineage: Eukaryota; Metazoa; Chordata; Mammalia; Primates; Cheirogaleidae. The record is from RefSeq and is a predicted model, not a curated record.